Molecule: messenger RNA, 1059 nt
Organism: Lacerta agilis (Sand lizard)
Lineage: Eukaryota; Metazoa; Chordata; Lepidosauria; Squamata; Lacertidae
Product: 1-acyl-sn-glycerol-3-phosphate acyltransferase alpha-like
Exons: 8
Coding region: 210-1007 (265 amino acids)
Biological process (GO): phosphatidic acid biosynthetic process
Cellular component (GO): membrane; endoplasmic reticulum
Molecular function (GO): 1-acylglycerol-3-phosphate O-acyltransferase activity
Source: RefSeq, a predicted model, not a curated record
AUGAUGAUACAGAAUGCUCAGAUGCACCAAGUCAUAAUGAACAACUUGGCCAUGUCAGCAGUGGCACACUUUGAAAACAGCCCGGCCCAGUCUCUGGCACAGGUGUCCCACAUCCCUUGGCAGAUAGAAGAAGAGGAAGAGGAUGACCCAGCCCCCCUUGUGUUCCACCAUCAUUAUGCCCCCUACCCAAGCAUUAUUCCGUUCAUGGGAUGGCAGUCUCCAUCUCAGGUUCAGCAACAACCUGCCAUUCGCCAUGUAGGCCCAGACCCUCAGGUGGCAGGGAGGCAAGACAGGGAACCAGUCCCUCCACCCCCACCACCAAGCGCCACUGGAACUGUGAUGGCCGAUGUCCCACCAGCUUCAGGAUUCUUUGCUUCAUGAUGCGGCAAAUGAAAUAUUUCCUUGGCAUCAAGAUCACAGCUCAAGGCUCCGAGAAUCUGAAUACGAAGGGGCCGUAUAUGGUUGUUGCCAACCAUCAGUCCGUUCUUGAUAUUCUGGUGAUAGCGGAGUUAUGUCCCGACCACUGUGUGGUACUUGCCAAAAAGGAGUUGAUGUACAUGGGCCUACUGGGCCUCACCCUGUGGAUUUCCAAAUUCAUUUUUAUCGAUCGCAAUAAUAAGCGCUCAGCCAGAGACACUAUGGAUCACAUCACACGGACCCUGCUGCAGCAGAACCUGAGGGUCUGGGUUUACCCAGAAGGCACCAGGAACCGGAUGGCCACCAUGCUUCCCUUCAAGCGAGGAGUCUUCAGUGUGGCUGUGAAGGCUCAGAUCCCCAUAAUCCCUGUUGUGACCUCCUAUUAUCAACAACCCCCCAACCUCAAAGAUGGCCAGAGGCCUUUUUUUUGUAGAGAUAAGUGGACCAUCCAGAUUUUGCCCAAGAUAGAAACACGAGGCCUUGGCCCAGAAGAUGUUCCUGCACUUGCUGACAGCACACAGAAACUGAUGCUGGAUACUUUCAAUGAGAUCAAUGGGCAUAUAGUUUUAGAGAAAGAGACCAGAGAGUGAGUGCCUCCUUAUCAUGGAAGCCUGGGAGGACCCACCAACCAGGGAGCUAGAC